AUGGCGUCCACGGCCAUGGCGUCGAGGGCGACGUCGUCCACGGCGGUGCGGUGUGGGAGACGCGGCGCGCGCGCGACGGGGGGGCGCCGGGGCGCGAGGGCUGGGAAGACGCGCGCGGGGGCGUCCGAGCUCGCGGCGGUGGACGCGGUGAUCGAUCUCUUGCUCGAGGCGAAGGACGAAGAGGAGCUGGCGAAGACGGUGGCGGAGAACGUGCUGGCGUUCGAUCAGCAAAUGUGGAUGCGAUUCGCGUCGAGGAGCGACGGGGCGGAGACGGCGGAGGAGAAGACGCGGUUGAUGGAGGCGGCGGGCAAGUGCAUGAAGCUCGUCGAGGCCAUGGUGGAGCGAACGGAGAGCACGAUCGAGGAAGCGAGCUCUGGGGUGCAACAGGUGGUUGGCGCCGCGGCGGAUCCCGCGAGCGGAGAGUUUGACGUGCCGCUCAAGGCGGAUGCGCUCGAGCGGAUGAAGCGCGCGCUGGAGACGGUGGCGGUGGACGAACGCAUGUUGAACACCAUCUACGCUUGGAUUCGUAAGUCGGACGAAAACGGUCUCGAUGGUAUGGUGCACAUCCUUCAACGGUUGCUCCAGCUCUACGCCGCGCGGGAGUUGGACGAGAAGAAGACCCCGCUCGACACGGUUAUUCGCGCCACUGCCGAGGAAUGGACGAUGCACUUCAUCGAUGUCUCGAAGGACGGUUACAGCGAGACCGCGUUCGUGAAGGAUCUUCAGCGACGCAUGGAAGGCGUCGUACUCAAUCUUCCCAACGGCUCCUACGCGCAGCGCGUGCAAGCGGAGUACUUAAAGGAAAUUGAGGACCGGGGCAAGGAAUUCUUCGCCAGCCAGCAAGCCUAG
This is a messenger RNA of Ostreococcus tauri, 849 nucleotides long. Its product is annotated as unnamed product. The coding region runs from base 1 to 849 and encodes 282 amino acids. The record is from RefSeq and is a predicted model, not a curated record. Lineage: Eukaryota; Viridiplantae; Chlorophyta; Mamiellophyceae; Mamiellales; Bathycoccaceae. The transcript has a single exon.